AUGUGGAGUUCAUUAUGUGAGAAAGGUAUUCUUGUCCAGCCUUUGUAUCAAGAGGUUUGGGGAGAUUGCAAAGAAAUUGAGGCUGAUGACUUGAUGGAGUUAUUGGUUCAUUUUCGACUUGCUGCUGAAGUUAAAACGGAUCAAUAUUACAUUGCUAAUGUUAAGCAAUAUUUCCUACCUGCUGUACUUAAGUUGUAUGAUAUUUCAUCUCCACAGUCAAUUCCUGAUGAUCAGCCAGUUGCCCGAGCAACUAACCUUCACAUCACUUUUAGCACUGAUUUCGUUCCUCCUGGCUUCUUCACUCGUUUUAUUGCAUCAUUUGCCAAUGCCUCAGCUAAUGCUUCAUCAUACGAAAUUUGUUUUGAAGAAAAGUAUGGCGUGUUUCGAAACCGUAUCAUGUUUGGAGACCCAAAUAUCAAGAUUACUAUCACUGAUCUUAGUGAUACGAUUCAAGUUAGCGUUGAGUGCUAUGCUAGCACAUCUUUCAGUAAUACAUGCCAAGAGUUAAAAAAAUUACUAGAAAGAUGUUGCUGUGAAGUAGAUAAGUCUCUAGCUAAUCAAUGUAAUUCUUCAAAAACAAUUGAAAUAAAAAGGAAGUUUCGCUUUGAAUGUACAGCAUGUGAUAAAUGGGAGCCUCAUUACAUUAUCAGUGCUGCUUUGGGUCAAACAGCUGAUUUACUUUUUCAGUGUCAAAAAAGUAAAAUGCGACGUCGACCAACUCUUGAAGAAUCAUAUUGGUUUCCUGAAGGAGACAAGACAGCUCAAAAUGUGCCAGUGUCUAUUAGUGAACAAGAAAUGCUUAUCAUAUCACAAAGAGUUAGCGACAAAGCUGAUUCUGUGGCUGCAGGCUUGAAUAUGUUUCUGAGGUUGAAUGCAAUUCGACAAGAUCAUCACGAUAAUCCAAUGCUUUAUUUGCUUUUUGAGUGGAAUAGGGGAGGAGGACGUAGGGAAGAUUUAGUUAAAACUCUUAAGGAUGUUAACUUUCAUAAACUUGCUGAUCAAGUUCAAAACUCCAAUUACGUACAAUUGUCUAGACCUCCCAGUGUUAGCAGCACAAGUUCUCGUCAACAAACGUUUGACCCGCCUUCAGGUGCUGAGUCUUCUCCUGGCAUUGAAGGAACUGAACCAAUUGAGUUUCAAGUUACAGAAGCUACAAAAGCUGAUCAAAGCAAAAAGUUUACUAAAAUGGUCUUGGAAGUAAUAAAGGAGUAUGAAAAAAGUAAAGAACCUGAUGAUCAAGUUAUUGUUAAUCAAGGUGAGCAUGAAACACAAUCAGGAGAUCAGCAUCAAGAGCGCAGACGACAGAGAGUUGAACCUCAGCAAAGACAACAAAAGCUGAGACAACAGCAGCAAAGACAACAAGAAGUUCAAAUUCAACAAGAAAGUCAACCUCAAGAGCAUGUAAGAUGUGGUCCAUUUUAUGCAUUGUCUUUAAUACAAUUACAUCAAUAAUUAACAUGCUUAUUGACCUUUUAUUUCAGAUUAGAAGUGACAUAUUAGAUAAUGACUUGUUGCGAUCAGCUAGAUAUCUCAAGCCUGAGCAUGUCAAAAAAUUUGCUGAAGUUUAUGAUGAUGAUUCAAGAUACCUUCAUUCAGAAUUAGAAAAA
Messenger RNA from Amphimedon queenslandica, 1607 nucleotides. RefSeq lists its product as uncharacterized. The record is from RefSeq and is a predicted model, not a curated record. The coding region runs from base 1 to 1452 and encodes 483 amino acids. Lineage: Eukaryota; Metazoa; Porifera; Demospongiae; Haplosclerida; Niphatidae. The transcript is spliced from 5 exons.